UUACUUGAUAUUCCCAAACACCUGUUUUCGAUCAAACCAUGCAAUUCCAGUCUGUAUAGAGACUGGUUUAAAAACCCUAACUAGUUCGAAGAAGAAUUCAUUGUGCAUUCGAUGGCUGCUGCAUCCAAUGGAUCAGAGUAUUUUGAGAUAGAAUUAGAAACAGGAAACGAAUCAUUUGCAAGGCCAUCAAAUGCAGAAUCAUAUGCACAAGAUGAAGAAGAGUUAUUAUGGGCAGCACUUGAAAGAUUACCGACACAAAAGAGAUCAAAUUUCGCUAUACUGAAGAAAAGUCCAUCUGAAUCAGAUGGUCAGGAAUCUACUCAUGAAACCAUUGAUGUUCGUAAACUUGAUCGUUUUGGUCGUCAACUUGUUGUUAAGAAAGCUUUUGCUACCAAUGAACAAGACAAUUAUAAUCUUUUAUCUGCUGUUAAAGAUCGACUCAACCGAGUUGGAUUGGAGAUUCCGGAAAUUGAAGUAAGGUUUGAGAGACUGCACAUCACAGCUGAUGUUCAAACAAGCUCUAGAGCAUUACCUACUCUUGUCAAUUAUGUUCGUGACACCAUGGAGGACGUAUUAGUUAGUCUGAAGAUAUUUCGCCCACAAAGGCAUUCCUUGACUAUCUUGAACAAUGCUAGUGGUUUCGUUAAACCUGGACGGAUGACAUUGCUGCUGGGACCACCAGGUUCUGGUAAAUCAACAUUGUUAAAAGCUCUUGCCGGAAAGCUCGAAUCAACAUUACAGAAAAGUGGGACUAUUACAUUCAAUGGUCAAACAUUUGAUGAAUUUUGUGUAAAGAGGAGUGCAGCAUACAUUGGCCAAACAGAUAAUCAUAUUGCAGAGCUAACAGUACGUGAAACUUUAGAUUAUGCUGCAAGGUUUCAAGGUGCAAGCGAUGGGUUCGGAGCAUACUUGAAAGAUCUAGUUAGACUAGAGAAGGAACAGAAUAUACGUCCAAAUCCAGAAAUCGAUGCAUUUAUGAAGGCAUCUUCUGUCGGGGGUAAACAUAGUCUAGCAACAGAUUACAUUCUGAAAGUUCUUGGCCUUGGCGUUUGUGGUGAUACCCUUGUUGGUAAUGAUAUGCUUAGAGGUGUUUCAGGUGGUCAAAGAAAGAGAGUUACUACAGGAGAAAUGAUAGUUGGGCCAAUAAAGACGCUUUUAAUGGAUGAAAUUUCCACUGGACUUGAUAGUUCUACAACAUAUCAAAUUGUGAAAUGUGUUCGAAAUUUUGUGCAUCAAAUGGGCGGUACUGUAUUGAUGGCUCUACUUCAACCUGCACCUGAGACAUAUAAUCUGUUCGAUGAUCUAAUUCUACUAUCGGAAGGGCACAUUGUUUAUCAAGGUCCUCUAGAAAAUGUUGUAGAGUUCUUUGAAUCAUUAGGCUUUAAACUGCCACCUCGCAAGGGUGUUGCUGAUUUUCUUCAAGAGGUUACUUCGGUAAAAGACCAAGAACAAUACUGGGCUGAUCAUUCAAGACCAUAUGAAUAUCUUCCUGUUUUAAAAAUUAGAGAAGCAUUUGAAAAUUCUAUUUAUGGAAGGGCUAUGGCUUCAAAUCUCUCUGUUCCGUAUGAUAAACAAAAGUCUGUUCCUUCAGCUCUUUCUCAAGAGCAGUAUGCUGUAUCAAAGAAAGAACUCUUCAAGACAUGCUUAGCUCGAGAAAGUUUACUGCUUAGCAGGCAUCGCUUUCUUUAUAUAUUCCGAACAUUCCAAGUUGCAAUUGUUGGGUUUAUCACAUGCACAAUGUUUCUACGAACAAGAAUACAUCCUACAGAUGAGAUAAACGGAAACCUCUAUCUUUCAUGCUUGUUUUUCGCGCUGGUGCAUAUGAUGUUCAAUGGAUUCUCUGAAUUACCUAUUAUGAUAUCCCGUCUCCCGAUAUUCUACAAGCAGAGAGAUAAUUACUUUCAUCCUGCCUGGGCAUGGUCCAUACCGAGUUGGCUUUUGCGUGUACCUUACUCCGUCAUUGAAGCCGUUGUAUGGGCAGUUGUGGUAUAUUACACUGUUGGCUUUGCUCCUGGUGCUGGAAGGUUUUUCCGGUUCAUACUCCUACUCUUUUCUGUACAUCAAAUGGCUUUGGGCCUAUUCCGAUUGAUGGCUGCUACUGCAAGGGAUAUGAUCAUUGCUAAUACAUAUGGGUCUGCUGCCAUCCUGAUUAUAUUCCUGUUGGGUGGAUUUGUCCUUCCGAAAGCAAUGAUCAAGCCAUGGUGGGUUUGGGCUUUUUGGUUGUCCCCAUUAUCAUAUGGACAACGUGCAAUUUCCGUCAAUGAGUUUACUGCAACAAGAUGGAUGCAGCAUUCUAAAUAUGCAAACACCACAGUAGGAGAUAAUGUUCUCCAAUCACAUGGUCUUCCUACUGAAGAUUACUGGUAUUGGAUUGGCGUAGGUGUUUUAUUAGGCUUUGCAUUUCUGUUCAAUAACCUGGUGACUGUUGCAUUGGCUUACCUAAAUCCUCUUUCAAAGGCGCAAGCAAUGAUUACUCCAGAUGACAAAGAACAAAAUGCUAAUGAAACUGGUGCAAUAGAUAAUUCAAAACAGAAGCAGGUUCCUCUGGAAAGAAGAGCUUCUGACAAGGGAAUGAUUCUUCCAUUUAAACCAUUAACAAUGACAUUCCAUAAUGUCAAUUACUUUGUUGACAUGCCCAAGGAAAUGAAAGGUACCAAAGAAAAGAAGUUGCAACUCUUGUCAAACGUGAGUGGAGCAUUCUCACCAGGUGUUCUUACCGCAUUAGUUGGUUCUAGUGGGGCGGGAAAAACAACAUUGAUGGAUGUGCUUGCGGGUAGGAAGACUGGUGGAUACGUAGAAGGUGAUAUCAGGAUAUCAGGGUACCCAAAAGAGCAAAAAACUUUUGCUAGAAUCUCAGGAUACGUUGAGCAAACGGAUAUACAUUCACCUCAAGUAACAGUUGAGGAGUCACUCUGGUUCUCUGCAUCACUUCGUCUUUCAAACGAUGUCAGACAAGAGACCAAAAAAGAGUUUGUUGAAGAAGUUAUGGCACUGGUGGAGAUUAAUAAUCUACGAAAUGCUCUGGUUGGUUUGCCUGGGAGUACUGGUUUGUCAACGGAGCAAAGAAAACGUCUGACCAUUGCGGUGGAGCUAGUCGCAAAUCCUUCUAUAAUUUUCAUGGAUGAACCCACUUCUGGAUUAGAUGCUCGAGCAGCAGCUAUCGUAAUGCGUACUGUACGUAAUACUGUUGACACGGGAAGGACUGUGGUUUGUACCAUACACCAACCCAGCAUUGACAUAUUUGAAGCAUUUGAUGAGCUACUUUUGAUGAAACGAGGAGGUCGAGUUAUAUACGGUGGGAAGCUUGGUGAGCGCUCGAAUAUCUUGAUCGACUACUUUCAGAGUAUUGAGGGAAUUCCUCCUAUACCCGAUGACUACAAUCCAGCCACAUGGGUGCUGGAGGUCACUACACCAGCUACCGAAGACAAAAUUUGCCAAGACUUUGCGGAUAUAUACAGGGAUUCUGCACAAUUCAGGGGAGUAGAAGCUUUGAUUGAGGAAUUGCGUACUCCACCCCCUGGUUCAGAACCACUGACAUUUUCAGCGACAUUUGCAACAACUCGUUUAACUCAAUUCAUAACUUGUUUAUGGAAACAACAUCUUGUUUACUGGAGAAGCCCUCAAUACAAUGUCGUGCGGUUAGUCUUUACUACAAUUAGUGCACUGAUAAUUGGCUCGGUAUUUUGGAAUGUUGGUUCGAGAAGGAGCACGACACAAGAUUUGAUGGUUGUUAUGGGAGCUCUAUAUUCAGCAUGCUUGUUUCUUGGUGUGAAUAAUUCAUCUUCAGUACAGCCAGUAGUUGCUAUUGAGCGAACGGUCUUUUACAGAGAGAAAGCAGCUGGAAUGUAUGCUGCAUUUCCUUAUGCAGCUGCCCAAGGUCUUAUUGAGAUUCCAUACAUUGUCGUCCAGACAUUAGUAUAUGGUUUCAUCACCUUCUUCAUGAUCAACUUUGAGAGGACUUUAGUAAAAUUCCUGCUGUACGUGUUGUUUAUGUUCUUAACGUUCAUGUAUUUCACUUUCUACGGGAUGAUGGCGGUUGGGUUAACACCUUCUACGCACUUGGCUGCUGUGCUCUCUUCUGCAUUUUACUCAUUGUGGAAUCUUCUCUCUGGUUUUCUUGUUCCAAAGCCUAUGAUCCCAAUAUGGUGGCUCUGGUUUUACUAUAUUUGCCCAGUUGCUUGGACUCUACGUGGCAUUAUAACAUCUCAGUUAGGUGAUGUAGAAGAUCAUAUUGUGGGUGCUGGAUUCGACGGGACUGUGAAAGAGUAUAUCCAUAAUAACCUUGGCUAUGGUCCUGGUAUGAUUGGUGUCAGUGCAGCGGUGCUUCUAUGUUUCUGCCUUUUCUUCUUUGGUAUCUUUGCUACCUCUAUCAAGAUCCUUAACUUCCAGAGAAGGUAA
Messenger RNA from Papaver somniferum (opium poppy), 4398 nucleotides. RefSeq names its product ABC transporter G family member 31-like. The transcript is spliced from 22 exons. Bases 112 to 4398 code for a protein of 1428 amino acids. Gene Ontology annotation, cellular component: membrane. NCBI's taxonomy places the organism in Eukaryota, Viridiplantae, Streptophyta, Magnoliopsida, Ranunculales, Papaveraceae. Gene Ontology annotation, molecular function: ATP binding; ABC-type transporter activity; ATP hydrolysis activity. The record is from RefSeq and is a predicted model, not a curated record.